AUGGCGCCCAGCUUCUUGUUUCCCCCGGACGAGAAAGCCGGCCAGUUCACUACCAAAGGGCGUCAGUAUUACGCCCAAUGGCGUCUCCGGCUCCCUUACGAGAAUUACGCCCACGCUCACGGGGAGGUAGUCGUCUGUGCCAGGAUCCUGCAGCAGUUCGACGUUGUGAUGUUCGUUGGUCGGAUAUCUCCAAGCCGGAAUGACGCACAUUCAGAUCCAGCAGGCUGGCGCCUGUGCGAGGAACAGCUGGCAUUCAUGAAGCGGUUUCUUCCAGCAACGCUCGAGACCAGGACGCUCUCGUUCCAGGGUAUUUCGGCUGUGAAUUUCAACAAAUACUACCAAAUACUCUCGGGUUCGUCGACCACAUCGCCCCUAGACCUGCUAGGAACUUGGGCGCAAGCCCUGUUGCAAGCAGAUAUCCCGGGUUGGACGACCAGCCUUCUCAAUCUCGUCUGGCGGCACCGCGGGGUCCAGCAACAGCAGAGACAGCAGCAACGGAGAGACCCGGGGAUCGUCGUGGCAGAAGCCGUAAACCGGGGAAACAUCGCCGUUGCCGCCAUUAGGGAGAUGCGGGAUCUCCCAGCAGAGACGCCGACGGAGUCCGGGAGAUCCCCGUUAUUAUGGAAAAGGGCAAUGCGGAAGCUCCAACGGAUGUACCGCACCAGCGAUGUCAAGCUGCGGCAGUGCCAGAAGAUGGUCUUCGAGACGAUGACAUCGGGGACCCCCAGGGUUCAACGGGCCAAGGCGAGCCAGUGUAUGCGGGCGAAGGUCGUCCCGAAGUACAUGAAGGAGAUGGUAGAGAAUCUCAACAACGACAUGCAAGAGGCAGGGAAGAGCGGCAGUGUCGACCCCUACACGCGCCGGGAAGUCGAUUACCUUCGCCUUUAUAGCAUACGCUAA
Molecule: messenger RNA, 900 nt
Organism: Chaetomium strumarium
Lineage: Eukaryota; Fungi; Ascomycota; Sordariomycetes; Sordariales; Chaetomiaceae
Exons: 4
Coding region: 1-900 (299 amino acids)
Source: RefSeq, a predicted model, not a curated record